Messenger RNA from Pseudogymnoascus verrucosus, 2695 nucleotides. RefSeq lists its product as uncharacterized. Lineage: Eukaryota; Fungi; Ascomycota; Leotiomycetes; Thelebolales; Thelebolaceae. The transcript is spliced from 2 exons. The coding region runs from base 393 to 2546 and encodes 717 amino acids. The record is from RefSeq and is a predicted model, not a curated record.
CUCAGUUCUAUGGCUUCUUGAUCUCAGCGUCAAAGGGAAGGAUCCCGUUGCAUUUGUGCGGCAGUUUGCUCCUGAAGUCUGGGGUUUCCUGUCAUGCCAAGAUCGCGGAAUCAUGUGUCUACCCGAUGCCCAUCCAUAUCUUGUUGAUAUCCUCAUGAUCUCAAGUUCUUCAUCCUUUCGUAGUAUGGCUGGCACAUACGACACUUUCAUUUCUUUUCAUUUUCUGUAGUUUGGCUGGUUCAUUCGACAUUUUUUCAAUUCUCAAUUGGUUCUUUUGUUUGUUUACGAAUACUCUACGUCCGACCUUCGACCUGCCUCUCUUUCCGAAUCAGUAUAUUCUAUGUUACGACUUUGAAGCGAUUGUCUAUCAAGCUCGGUAGAAGGCAUAAGCCAUGGCUCCAUUCAACCAUUUCGGUGCUGUUUUCUCGACACCGCUACCCCCGGUUUCUCCGCCAUCGACCAAACGGGGCGUGAGGGAACAAAGGGCAGAACGAAGGGCACUGCGGGAUUUUCAGCCAGAGAGGGCUCCGAACACAUCUAGAGACUCGAAAUUAAGGCGAGGUCGACGACUAUCGCCUCGACAGGAACCUGCUGUGGUCGAUUUGGAUAGUGCCAGCACUGGUGAAGUGAGCAGCGCCUCGGACAGUGGCAGUGCUCCCGCAGCAACGGAGAGAGGGAUAUUAGGUGAUGCGAUAGCUGGAGUUGGUUCUGCGGUUGGCAGUGCUGCUGGAGCGAUCAGCGGUUCGAAUAGUGACAAUGCUCCCGCAGCGACGGAGAGAGGGAUACUAGGCGAUGCGAUAGCUGGGGUUAGUUCUGUGAUUGACAGUGCCCUCGAUCCAAUCCUUGGUGGUGGCCAGAGUUCUACCGCCGUUGCAGCUCCCGAGAAAACCAAUGCCGCCGAGGUAGAAAGCAAGUCGACUCCUGUCGCCACCACGGCGAGCGAACCAGAGGCCGGUGCUAUUACGUCGAACAAACCAUCGCCUGACGCCGUUGAAACGAGUAGGCCAGCUAUCAUUACCACAACGCCAACGGAACAUACUAGUAAAUCGCCUGACGCACCAGCAUCAUCAGCUCCGCCAGUAGUGGCAGUGGCAGGAACUACCGGAGUACUUUCAGCAGAAGCCGCUGCUACUCCUACACCUAGUAAUGCAGGACAACUGACAAGGUUUAACCCAGAAUUUACCAUGGCCUUUCCAACACCUACAGCACAAUUGCAGAGUGCAGACCGCGUCAGUCUCGGUAACAGCCAAGCCACAGGUGCUGCCGGGCAGAAGGCCCAGGGUCAGGCUGUUGACUCUAUUGUCUCAUCUGAUCCUGGCUCCGAUUCAGACUCCGACGAUGGCAUUGACUCCGGCGUAGAGUCCGACGAUGAUCUCGAUUCAGAUUAUGAAGAUGACGCUACCGAGUCUCGGUUGGUCGCCUUCACAACAAUCUCUGGCACCCCUCUCUCGACGUUAUCAGCCGUCUUGGAUCCUACUGCUGUGCGGAACUUGCCAAGCAACGUCACCCCAGUCUCUCAGACUGGUGGCCAAACUACGAUAGCUUCAGCCGCUGCCAACAACAAACCAUCACCACUUACUCCUGAAGCCUCAAAUGGCCUGAUCGCUUUUGGUGCUGUCGGCGGCGUGCUUUUACUCAGCUUUGUAGUAUACAUCCUGCUUCGUCUCCGCAAGACCGAUGCCUUCGGCUGCUUCAACUGUUGCGGAAGCAAACGCAAGUCUCAGAGUAAUGCCUCAAAGUCCCUUUAUCAUGCUAGCGGCGUUUUUGGCACAGCUGCCCCCUCUGAAACUCAAACCCACUCGCGAGGCUUCUCGGCAUUUUUCAACCCCAUGAUCCAGUUAAGAGCCGCCGAGUAUGAAAAAGACCCAAGCCUGGGCCAACCGUACUCGCGCAACUCGUUGAUACAAAAUGCGGCGCCUAUCGCUGUGAGCCAACAGCCCAUGCCAUCUAGGGAUGAUCCCCCUCCAAUGCCCGUCCUUCCACCAGCGUACCGUCAAGCCAAUGGAAAGAACCCCCGGAUGUCAGAGGUCUCCAGUCUCUCAUCUGGAUUUGGAGAUGCUGUAAUUGAUAUCCCCGAAUCAGGACCAACAACAACAUACCUUAGCAACAAGUCCGCCCAAGUUUUACCCAAGCCUAACAACCAAACGCUCGGGCUGGACCUAGGCCCACGGUUCUCAUGGGCCAACGUACCUACGCCCCGAACGCUCGGCACCCACAGAAACAGAGACACUGUCAAUACUGCCACGACGACCACUUCGCGUGACUCAGAGCCCAGGUUCCGCACCGUAACAAGCUGGGUGAAUCAGCAGACGAACCGAGUGAUGAAGAACCAAGGAGAUAGCGGCGCUUCUAGUGUCUCUAGCCAGGAGAGGAGCAGCGUCCCGGACGUACCGGCCGUUCCUGAGGCGUAUGGGGGAGGGAAGCAUCAGAGAAUGCCGAGUGCGGAGACGGAUGUGGUGUUCAGGGCGCAUCCGGGGGAUGAGGUCGAGAUUAAGGAGAGUUCGAGGAUUCCGAGCACGUUGUUGACGAGGAAGUUGAGGCUUUGAGGGGUGGAGGAUGGGGCUAUGGCUAGUAGUGUAAUAACACACGUGGUGUAUUGAAGGGUGGGAUGUGGAGGGGGAAUAUAGCAUAGUAUCUGUCUAUGGGGUAGCUCCUGGGGACUACUCAUAGCGGAUGCACAGCGUUAAAUCUUGAG